AUGGCCUCCUCCUCCCUCGACCCGCCCCUCCUCUCCAAUCCAGACCUUUCUCCCCGCGAUCCCCUCACCGGCGAGAAGAAACGCAAGCGCGGCGCCACCCGCCUCUCGUGCGCCGAAUGUCGCAGACUCAAACUACGUUGCGACCGUGCAAUUCCUUGUGGCUCUUGCGUCAAGCGAGGUUGUGCUGCUAUAUGUCCUGAUGGCUCCCUCACCACCGGCAAGGGAAAUCGCUUUGUCCUUGCUUCAACGCAGGAUUUGCACGAGAAGAUUAACCAACUCGCCAAUCGCGUCCGCGACCUCGAAGAUGCACUUCGCGCGUCACACACGUUGCACUCCUUGGACCCCCAUCCACUCCUGUCCGAGGAUCUCCUUCGUAUAAAGGCCCCCAUCCAGAGAGAAAACUUGAUAAACACCGGCGCCACCAAUGGGAAUCCUGACGAGCAGGGAGCCGAUGUUGUGGACUCCUUCGGCUCCCUAUCUAUCAGCGAAAGUGGCCGUACCAACUACUUUGGUCAGGCGACUAGCUCAUGGGUGAAUAAUCAGGAUGAUUUGCGGGACCAUCGUCUCAGUCAAUUGGCCAAGCUUCUAUCGCCUGAAGUUCUCUCACUCAGCGGCCUCUUCCCAAUCGCCCCCAGCCUGCCUCUAACGCCAGACGCUCAGACGAUGAAGUUAGAGCGAUUGCGUAGUCUUUUCUGGUACCUACCAGGUGUGGACGAAGCGUGCGAAUUGCGCCGCAUCUACUUCCAGAACGCCGCUUGGAUGUACAAUCCAGUCACGAUGGCGCAGCUUAACGAAAGUGCCUACAACAUCUUCUACAACACGAGCAAGGCACCAGACAUGGACGACCCGCUUUUGUCGCAUCAGCUCGCUCUCCUUUACAUGAUCCUCGCCAUUGGUAGCCUAAUGGAUACCACACGUCCCGCGUACAACGUCGAGGCCGAAAAGUAUCAUCAGCUCGCGCGAGCUGCCUUGUUCCAAAGUCCUAUAUUUGAGGAGCCGACCUUGACUGCCGUCCAGAGCCUCUACUUGAUGGCAUUCUAUCUGUUCCUCAGCGAGCGGCACGGCAGUGGCGUCGGGUCGCGGUGGGCUUUCAUGGGAUUGGCCGUGAAGCUAGGCGUUAGCGUGAGCAUCUCUCUUCUCAUGCUCCAUCGGGACGCGGGCAAAUGGCACAUUAGCAACGACGAGGUGCAAAGACGCCGGGAGAGUUUCUGGGAACUCUACUCAUACGAUCUGCUACAAUCGUUUACACUGGGGCGUCCGCCAUCAUUCACACUGGCCCACGUCGAUUGCAAGAAGCCGUAUACGGAAGACCCAUGUAAUGAGGAGACAUUCCAUUGGUGGAAGCACAGGUUCACGUCAGAAUGCAUGAACCUCGUUUACGACCAAGCGUUCGGUGCCAAGACACCGACGUACAGCACCGUCCUUCAGCUCGAUCGCAAGUUGCGCGGCUUCGCAGUUCCGGCGUCGUUGCAGAUAGCCGGCUUCGGCAACUCAGAGUCACGAGCAGGCCAAUACUACGAGAGCGUGCCGCUCAUUCUCCAACGACACCUGGUGCUUGCUAUUCGAGAGUCGAACUUGCUGUACAUGCAUCGCGGAUUCUUCGCUCGGGCUAUCAGCGACCACCCCAAGGACCCCCUCGGCAGUCCUUACGGCGGUUCUUUCAUCGCUGCGUACCGCAGUGCAGGGUCACUCGUGGCACUCGUGCGCAACAUCCACUCCCAGCUCAAGGAAUUAACGGAACGGAUGUGGUUCCUCUGGACACAUUUGUUCUCCUGUUCGAUUAUUCUCGGAUCGAUCGUCACGCGGUGUCCGUCCAUGAGCCUGGCACCUUCGGCGCUGGUCCAGCUCGACUCCGCGUGCGAGCUUUUCAGGAAAACAGCCACUGGUUUCCAUGCCGAGAAGGUGUUGGGCAUCAUGAUGCGACUGCGCGAGAAGGCUCACGCCAGCUUGUCUGCCUACCGCAACACCCCACCAUCUCGCCCAGGCACUCUAUCAGAGCCGACUACGCCGGCGGAUGACAACGAUGAGCUAAGCACCCUGGGAGGGAGAACACGCCUCGUCGAGCAGAAGGAGAAGUCGCUCUCGCCACAGAUUACGGACCGCUCGCCAACAUCGCUGAACCCGAUCGUACCGCUCCCGCUGAAACAGGACGAGGACCAGCAAGUGCAUCCAUAUGUGCUCCAGUACCUGCGCACUUUCGUCUCCUCGUCACCACAGAACGGCGUCUCUACGUCGAUGCAGGCCGGCCCCUCACAACCUCAAAUGCAGAAUGGCGCCCAGAUUUCCCCGACACACUUCCAACAGCCGCAGGCCAUGCACAACCUUCAUCCGAUCUCGACCUCGUUUGGUGCACCCGACGUGUACCAGCAGCAACAACAGCAGGCGCAACAACCCACUGGGCUGCAGAUGGAAGGCAUCGGGUUCCCCCAGUACUUCCCUGUGUUCGACUACGGACACGCGAGCGGGAGCGGGUCGUCAGCGGACGCGUUCAUGAACUCACCAAUACCGAUGGACGGCGAGUUCUCUGCCGUCGGCGGGCGGUCGUACUCCCCCGAGCAGAUGAGCGCACAGUCAGCGUGGCAGGACUUCGUGGCGCAGAUGGGUAUGUGA
Messenger RNA from Trametes versicolor FP-101664 SS1, 2610 nucleotides. RefSeq lists its product as uncharacterized. NCBI's taxonomy places the organism in Eukaryota, Fungi, Basidiomycota, Agaricomycetes, Polyporales, Polyporaceae. The record is from RefSeq and is a predicted model, not a curated record. Gene Ontology annotation, biological process: DNA-templated transcription; regulation of DNA-templated transcription. Gene Ontology annotation, molecular function: zinc ion binding; DNA-binding transcription factor activity, RNA polymerase II-specific; DNA binding. Bases 1 to 2610 code for a protein of 869 amino acids. The transcript is spliced from 13 exons.